GGGCUAGAAUCAACAAAUACGAAAGAUUAAGGAAAGCUUAAGCACAAAUACUCGUAAUAUCACGGUAUCAGACAUGGAUUAAACUUGAUAAGGUGAUAUUGAUCAAAUAAUCCUACCGUCGCAUUGGUAUUCAACCCCAUUCUUUAGAUCCUUCUUCGAUACUCAUAACCUCGACAACCAACAACAUCAUUUUUAGAUUCCAUCAUCGAAUCUACUUCAUUCUUUCUUUCUUCCCCUUUCAUCAUUUGUCGGUCUUCAUUGUUGAUUUUCUUGCGGAAAUGUUCAAGACACAGCGUUCGUUCGCUACAAUUAACGCCCCGCUGUUGUACCCUGAAAGACACGGAAGACUAACGCAAAACAUAUAAAAGUCCCACUUCCAGCAAGACAACCAUGUCACAGUCAACAGGGCCUUCUCUGCCAAGGGCACCAGGGAGCUUCUCUCCAAUUGUGCAACAGUCCUCAUCGUCUCAACGACCCCCGCUGCGAAGAGUCGAGUCCUCAUCAUCUGAAGAUUUACCUCCACCUCCCUCCCUUGGCAGCAGAGUUCGUCCACAAUCGCAGAAUGUGCCUGCCCCUCCACGUCCUUUUUACGCCCAAUCGACCAAGAGCAACUCGAGCACCACCAGUUUACAAAACUUCUCACGGCCUACACUCGCGCAAGUACGAACUGAUAUCGGCGGUACACCAUUGAGGAAUGCGUCGCCUCUUACUGCAAUAGCUUCGAAAUCAUCCAUCAGUGACUUCAAAGUUCACGGGCGCAAGCAUUCACAAACCCAAGGUUCUUUUGAAGCUUUUUUACCAACUGCCGCAUCUUCCAAUCUGGGAAGCAUGUCAAAUUUAAACACUGGACUUUCUGCGAGUCACGUAGCUGCUCAGGCUGCUAUGCAACAUCAAGCGCAGCAUGCGCGCCAAAGGUCCCAGACUGUACCAACUCCUCAGUUGGAUACUUCAUCGAAUAGCUCUGGAAGCAGAAGACCUUCCAAGGGACCCACUUCACCACCGCUAUUAAGUUUAACGGAAGCUUCAGCUCCUAGAGAUCCUAGUUUUGGUGGGCAAGGAUAUCAUAAUGGAUUACUUGGGACGGGAUCGAGUGUAGCUCAAACAGCUGCCAAUGUUGUGUUUCCAAAGUCUCCUGGGUCAUCGCCAGCAUUGACACCCACAGAAUAUGAGCAACGAAAUCUUGCCCAUGUUCAAGCACAAGCUCAAGCACAAGCUCAAGCUCAAGCUCAAGCACAAGCACAAGCACAAGCCCAAGCACAAGCAAAAGCUCAAGCUCAAGCUCAAGCUCAAGCCCAGUUAUUACAGGCUCAAGCGCAGUCACAAGCACAAGCUCAAGCUCAAGUCGAAAAACCUGCCAAAACGGAGAAGUCCAAAGUCAAAUUGUUUUCGAGGCCUGGAAAGAUUGGCAUAAGUAAGGAUAAAGAAGCAAAAUCUGGAGGUCUUCCAAGUCCCAGUGCUUCAGGCGUUCCAAGUAUGUACAGCAUGGCGAAUUCUUCUUCGGCGACGAUACGACCGGUCGAUACAUCACAACCAGAAAAAGAAAAAGACAAGGAGAAACAUAAACAUCAUUUUCUGUCGCGGCAGAAACACAAGCUGAGCAGCAAAGACGAUCAUCAUUUACCAUUAUCAUCGGCGGCCUCGAAUUCCAAACCCGUAGAUCCAAGUGCGCCCAGUAGUUUGUAUAACUUCAACCUUCCGCCUAGUCCAGGCCCUACAUCUACAAGUUUUGCGAAAAGCAUGAGCGGCCUAGAUCUAAGACAUGGAGGAAGGGCAUUAAGAGAAAAGAAAAAGGAAGAGAAAAGUGAGACUUUGAGGGAAGGAGAGUUAUCAUACCAAAAUAGUAACGAAUGGCCCGGACCAUCUAGUCUUGGCUCAGCAGGUGCAUCAUCAUACUUAGGUCCUGCGGGAGCAGGGUAUCCUUCUAGCCUUUAUGGAGUUGACACAGCGGAUCUGGGGAAGUAUGGACUGAACAACAUGGGAGCAGACGAUGCAUGGCCAUUUUUAAAAGCAAAACUACUGGUCAUAUUCGAGGGCGAAGACUUGAGGUUAUGUGUGGAAGAUCUCAAUCGUCUAGUCACUACCCAUAUUCAACGCUGUAUACAAAAAAGAUGCCCAAAUCAUGUCAUAGAAGAUUUGCAAGAGUUACUCGAAACAGGCUUCAGAUCCCUUGAUCAAACUUUGCGUCGAACCCCUGAUGAGCGCCUCAUACCACACCUUGUAGAAAUGUGGCUCUUUACUUUUACAACCGUCCUUCCUUACAUGCAAGCCGUUUUUCUCCCGCUCGAUCUCGAAUUGUCUGGCCACGGACCUCUCAUGUCACCAGAAGUAGCGCGCGAGACCUGGGGCGUCAUCUCUUCAUCUCAAUCCAACUCCUCUUCCAAUGUUCCUGCAGGUCGCACUCUCGAAGUACGCAAAAUAGUACUUAUAGCAUACCGCGAUACAGUAAUCAUUCCUCGUUACGAAACACUGAAAGGGUUGUUCUCUCGUCUCUCCCUCGACUCUAUCAGUCUCAGCCUUCCAAACUCGGAUAUCAGAUCCCCGAGUCCAGAAAGUCAAGGAAGACCAGGAACAGCCAUUAGUCUAGAUCCGAGUCAUGGAUCUUAUUCGUCUCAGAAUACUACGCUUUUGGGGGGCGGAAGUUCGGCGGGUGAUAAUUCGGGUUCACGUUCUCGAGCAAUCUCGAAUGUCAGUUAUGGAUCCGAGCAUUCUGCAGGUGGAGGUCUUGGUAUUUCAGGAAUGCCGCCUCCUCCAAGACCAUUCACACCAAGUAGUACGCAUCCAGCGUUAACCUAUGGAUUGAGUGCGCGAGAAAGAAGGCAGGCAAAUGUAGAAGAUUCGUCAAAGAAACUUACAGAAGCUGUAGGUAGAAUGUUACAAUGUGUGAGUGUACUCAGUAGUGUGGGUGUACGAGCGGGCAAUGAUUCAAGUCAGGAGAAGAUGGAAGACUUGGGACGGGGUCUUAAGUUGAAUUGGUUAGGAAGAGGAAGAACGGGGAGAAAUAGGAGGGGAUUGGUGGGUGGGAGAGUGGGACAACCGGGGGCGAAUUUGUGAUGGGCUGUGAGUGUUCACAAAGAGGGGUUCAAGGCUACCUGGUGUUUGGUUCUCUCCUUUUUCGGUUGGUCAUGAUUGAUGGGUAGGUCGGUUUCUAGGUAAAUACAGGGUUUUUGAAUUAGGUGUCUGGUGGGAUCAUGUCUUCUGGCAUUGGAAUCGGUUUCGGUAUUGGCGGUUGGGGAGGGUCACUAUUUUAACUGCAAUUUUCCAUUGCUCUUGUGCGAAGAUCAGUAAGAGACUGCACUCUCUAAAUGGUUCGGUUGGCCCAUGGUUUAGUUUGUGCAAUUAGGAUUGGACUGUAAAAUAUGUUAUUGGGAGGACACAAUGGAACAUGUGUAUAUAUGUAUGAACAUGAUGAAUCGGAAAAUUAGAAAAAUUAUACAGAGCCUGAAAUCUUGCA
Molecule: messenger RNA, 3451 nt
Organism: Botrytis cinerea B05.10
Lineage: Eukaryota; Fungi; Ascomycota; Leotiomycetes; Helotiales; Sclerotiniaceae
Exons: 3
Coding region: 391-3051 (886 amino acids)
Biological process (GO): TORC2 signaling
Cellular component (GO): TORC2 complex
Source: RefSeq, a predicted model, not a curated record